AUGGCUUCAGUUGCUACCCCGGAUGGGUCGUCAUCUCCCAGUCAUGAGCAAUAUCCAGAGGAUGGUCUUAAGGCGUGGUCCAUUGUGCUUGGGGCCUGGUGUGCCAUGAUCCCGGCCAUGGGGUUAUUGAAUAGCCUCGGGGCUUUGCAGGUGUGGAUGACCACCCAUCAGCUGCAAGAGUACUCCGAGUCCAGCAUUGGCUGGAUCUUUGGAGCUUAUGGCUUCUUUCUUUUCUUUGGUGGAGCAAUGUUUGGGGCGAUUCUCGACUCUCACGGACCACUGUUUGUGAUUCUCCCAGGGUCGGUGGGAAUCAUCCUGUCACUAAUCUUCUUAAGCUUCAGUCAAGAAUAUUACCAGAUCUUCCUCUCCUUUAGCGUCCUCGGUGGCAUCGCAUCCAGCACACUCUGGUCACCUCCGGUUGCAGUGGUUGGUCAUUCGUUCAAUGAGCGUCAUGGUCUGGCCACAGGAGUCGCCUGUACAGCGGGCGGAGUAGGCGGAGUUAUAUUUCCUCUGCUCAUCUUGGUUGCGGCGCCUCGAAUCGGCUUUACCUGGUCUCUGCGGGUCAUCGCUCUGUUAUGUGCCGUUCUAUGCUCGAUUGCCUGCCUGAGAGUUAAGACACGACUUCCGCCCAAAAAGGCCGACUCUUUUAUCGAUACGGGCGCCCUUGGUGAUAUCAAGUAUGUCUCGACAUCGCUGGCCGUGUUUCUCGUGGAAUUUACCAUCUUCACUCCCAUCACCUAUAUCGUCUCGUAUGCACUGCAUGUGGGUAUCAGCGAGAAAAUGUCCUAUGCGGUUCCCGUCUUCUUGAAUCUUGGUGCGGUGUUUGGCCAAUUUCUUCCGGGCCUCAUGGCCGAUAAAUGGGGUCGGUUCAACGUGAUGGUCUUUGUCUGCUUGAUGUGCGCCAUCUUUACUUUGAUUCUCUGGUUAUGCGCAGAUUUGGAGGCUCCCAGCAAUCUGGGGAUGAUCAUCAGCUAUGCCGUGCUGUUUGGGUUCUGGGGCGGGGCCGCCAUCAGCCUGGCGCCAGUUUGCAUCUCGCAGGUAUGCGAGAUUCAGGAUUAUGGCAAACGCGUGGGGACAACCUGGACACUGGUGAGCUUUGGGACAUUGAUCGGGAUUCCGAUUGCAGGAGCAAUUCAGCAGCAUGAUCACGGGGAAUAUUCUGGGCUUAUUGUUCCUGGGGGAGUGAUGUAUGCUGUCACAACUGUGGCGUUUGUUGUUGCACGAGGGAUAUGCGGAGUAAGCCUGCUUUUCACCCAUGAUACGCCAAAGAAUAGUACACAUGAAACUGAAAGACCGGGAAGGCCACAAGGCUUCACUGGGGUUCAGGUGACUGUCUUCUAG
Aspergillus sclerotioniger CBS 115572 is the source of this 1341-nucleotide messenger RNA. Its product is annotated as MFS general substrate transporter. NCBI's taxonomy places the organism in Eukaryota, Fungi, Ascomycota, Eurotiomycetes, Eurotiales, Aspergillaceae. Bases 1 to 1341 code for a protein of 446 amino acids. Gene Ontology annotation, cellular component: fungal-type vacuole membrane. The transcript is spliced from 4 exons. Gene Ontology annotation, molecular function: transmembrane transporter activity. Gene Ontology annotation, biological process: transmembrane transport. The record is from RefSeq and is a predicted model, not a curated record.